Labrus bergylta (ballan wrasse) is the source of this 1320-nucleotide messenger RNA. It is a transcript of the gene dcun1d4, whose product is annotated as DCN1, defective in cullin neddylation 1, domain containing 4 (S. cerevisiae). The record is from RefSeq and is a predicted model, not a curated record. Gene Ontology annotation, biological process: protein neddylation. Gene Ontology annotation, molecular function: cullin family protein binding; ubiquitin conjugating enzyme binding; ubiquitin-like protein binding. NCBI's taxonomy places the organism in Eukaryota, Metazoa, Chordata, Actinopteri, Labriformes, Labridae. Gene Ontology annotation, cellular component: ubiquitin ligase complex.
GUGAGAUUCAUUUAAAACAAGGUAAAAUGCAUUCAGUGUGUUGGGGUAAAUGUUAGGGGCAGAAGGGUCUGAAAGAAAAGAGUUGUGCUGGUCAGGCAUGGGAAUUGUAGUUUCGAAUCACAGCCAGAGCUUAUGUUAAAACGGCCUCUUCAAAGGAAAUGGACUACAACACCCAUACGCCAAACUCUCUUGAUACUUUGUAAACUCUGUGCAAGUUGCGCGUAUGCACUGCUAUUUUAGGUAUGCAGCUAGUGAAGCUAGCCUGUUUUCCGUCUGGUUUUGGCCUCUUCAAAUCCAUUUAAAGCCUCUUUUUCUGAUGACAGCUGUUGAACGACAAUGCACAGAUGACAUUUUGCGACAAGUUGAUUUUCAGCUGAAUUCCCACUUGACUACACUGGCCAGCAUCCAUAAGAUCCACCACACAUUGCACAGGCUGAACUUGACAGAAGACGUUGGACAGGAUAGCCACCCUUCAGCUUGCUGCCCCAGAGCCAUGCCUCCUAGGAAAAAGAGGAGACCCUCUGCUGGGGAUGACAUGUCAGCCAAGAAAAGUCGACAGGACAGUGUUUUCAGAAAACACGAGACAACACAAAUCCGCGAGGAGGACACAUUUUCCAGUAAAAGAUGUUUGGAGUGGUUCUAUGAAUAUGCAGGUUGUGAUGAAGUGGUGGGUCCCGACGGUAUGGAGAAGUUCUGUGAAGACAUUGGAGUGGAGCCGGAGAAUGUGGUGAUGUUGGUUCUGGCCUGGAAGCUGGAUGCUCAGAGUAUGGGCUAUUUUACCCUCCAGGAGUGGCUGAGAGGCAUGGGCUCACUGCAGUGCGACUCCACGGAGAGGCUGAGAAACUCGCUCGAGUACCUGAGAUCUGUCCUUAACGACAGCACCAGUUUUAAGCUCAUUUAUAGAUAUGCCUUUGAUUUUGCUCGGGAAAAGGAUCAGAGGAGUCUGGACUUGAACACAGCCAAAUGCAUGCUGGGGCUUCUUCUGGGAAAGACGUGGCCUCUUUUUCCUGUGUUUAAUCAGUUUCUAGAGCAAUCCAAGUACAAAGUCAUCAACAAAGACCAAUGGUGCAAUGUUUUAGAGUUCAGCAGGACAAUCAACCUGGACCUCAGUAACUAUGACGAAGAUGGUGCCUGGCCAGUUUUGUUGGACGAGUUUGUGGAAUGGUACAAGGAAAGGCAGAUGUCAUAGGUGCAGAGCAAAAAGUGGAAAAAUACAACUGUGACAACGACAACUAUGAGAAACGACAACCAAUAAGUAAACAUUACAAAAUCGGUAAAGCAGUGACUGUGGGGGGCUUCCUGGUGGAGGAGGGGGUUCAG